Molecule: messenger RNA, 543 nt
Organism: Pollicipes pollicipes
Lineage: Eukaryota; Metazoa; Arthropoda; Thecostraca; Pollicipedomorpha; Pollicipedidae
Product: steroid 21-hydroxylase-like
Exons: 2
Coding region: 1-543 (180 amino acids)
Molecular function (GO): oxidoreductase activity, acting on paired donors, with incorporation or reduction of molecular oxygen; monooxygenase activity; iron ion binding
Source: RefSeq, a predicted model, not a curated record
AUGGCGACGACGCUGCCGGUGAAGAAGGGCUUCAUGGCGACGACGCUGCGAGCGAAGAAGAGCUUCAUGGUGACGACGCUGCUGAUGAAAAAGCGCUUCAUGCGCCUGCCGCACGCAUGCGCCUUCGUCGCCGAGGUGCUUCGGCACGCGUGCCCGGUCGCCUUUGGCAUCCCGCACCGCACCGAGACGCCGCACACUGUGCACGGCUACCGCGUACCGCGUGACACGGUCAUCAUCUACGGCAUCCUGGCCGGCCACUGGGACGGCACGCUCUGGUCGCAGCCGGAGCAGUUCAGACCGGAGCGCUUCCUGCGCGAGGACGGCGCGUUCGCGGCCGGUGACAAGUUCGUGCCGUACGGGGUCGGCCCGCGCCGCUGCCCCGGCCGGCGGCUCGCCGACGCGCUCGCGCUCGGGGUCGUGACCCGGCUCGUGCGUCAGUUUGAGCUAACACCGCCCGACGGAGCGCCGCCGCCUCCCGAGGAGGUGGCCGUCGUGUUGACACGGCGCUGCGGACCGUUCCAAGCGCACUUCCGACCGCGGUGA